UGCUGUCGUCAGUCAGAGACGGUUAAUAAUUAAUAUCAAAUGCCAACCAAAUAUUAAGGGGAAAGGCACUUAAAAGAGAACAUAUGUAAUUUACAAUGAACCUUUCAGCCAUUGUUUUCUGUAUCAGGCUGACCUCAGUUAUGAAACUUCAUUCAUUUCAGUGUUGUUUUAUUAACCUGAUUUCACGUUACAUGUCUCAUAUAUGAGUACUGGGUCAUAUGAGCUUCAGUAGCUGUGUGGCCAGCCCAGGGCGCCAUGUCUUGGACGCGCUACAUACGGUGGAGAUGCUUAUACUUUACGGAAUGGCGCUGCUAGCACAGCACUUCGAUACUCAUUGCGGAAAUCUCAACGGUCUGUAACUUAUGAAAGUUCUUGAUCAUGACCACCAAGUCAUCUUUGUUAAAGGUGAUUCUACUGGGGGAUGGUGGUGUGGGAAAGUCCUCCCUCAUGAACCGGUAUGUCUCCAACAAGUUUGAUUCACAUCUAUUCCACACGAUCGGUGUAGAGUUCUUAAACAGAGAGCUGGAGGUGGAUGGUCACACGGUCACUCUACAGAUCUGGGACACAGCAGGCCAGGAGAGGUUCAGAAGUCUCCGAACGCCCUUUUACCGUGGCUCUGACUGCUGUCUGCUUACGUUUAGUGUGGAUGAUAAUCAAAGUUUCUUGAACCUCAACAACUGGAAGAAAGAGUUUGCAUACUACGCAGAUGUCAGGGACCCAGAGAAAUUUCCGUUUGUUGUUCUAGGAAACAAAGUAGAUGUGACGGAGCAUCAGGUGCCAAUGGAAGAAGCUCAAAGGUGGUGUCAAGAGAAUGGUGGAUAUCCAUACUUUGAAACAAGCGCAAAGGAUGCCACUAAUGUCUCAGCUGCAUUUGAGGAAGCAGUUAGACGUGUGCUUUCAUCUGAAGAUCGCGCAGAACACCUGCUGCCCACAGACACUGUUGACUUGCGCAGGAAGCCACGGGCGAGCGGCUCAUGCUGUUGAUGCUGUGGUGGAAUGAUAUGAACACAACUGAAACACUCUACUUUACUGUAUGUUUUAGUGAAAAAAAAUGCAUACUCAUCAGUUCUCCACAGCAGAUGCCAGAAAAACAUCUUGUGUGCAGUAUGCAUACUUUAGUACAUAAUGAGUUACAACAUCUCAAACACUUGCUCUGAACAAUAAUUAUAAAUGAAGAGUCUUAUAGAAUUAUAUGCCUUGUUUAAACUUUAAAAUAAUCUCUUUGGGUCACAUUCCUAUGCCUUUGUUUCAAAGCACUGGAUCACAUUCUUGUGUGCUUUAGGUUGCCCAAACAGGGAUCACUGAGACCCUUUAGCACUCACACUAGUUCUAAUGCUGUUUACAGUUGAGAAAUAAAAAUCAGCUGUUACACUCAUAAACACUAGAACAAAUUCAAAUGUGUUUUGUCUCAUUUCCUGAUGUUGUGCUACUUUAAGUGCCUUUAGCACUGGUUUCUUGUUUGUCUUAUUUAACAGUCUUGCGUUAUAAGAUAUUCUUUGGAAUGUCUUUGAGUCAUGAAGUGUGAUUGUGUAGCAUAUUUGUAAAUAUAUUUUGUAUUAAUUACCACUUUAAGUUCAACAGGCUUUGGGUCCCUUAACAGGGGUAACAAUUCAUUUUUUAAAAUAUGCUAGAAUAUAAAACCUGAGUAAGACAUUUGAGGGAUAAUUUUAUUUUACAUGGACAUAAUUUCAGUGUCACAAAAUGAUUCUUAUAAAAAUCCUGCAUGCUAAUCCAAGUUUGCUACAUUUGUGUGUAUUAAACAAUUGAAAUAUUGCUGAAUUAAAAGUAUUUGAUUAUUGAU
This is a messenger RNA of Sinocyclocheilus anshuiensis, 1801 nucleotides long. Its product is annotated as ras-related protein Rab-9A-like. The transcript is spliced from 2 exons. Gene Ontology annotation, molecular function: GTPase activity; GTP binding. Gene Ontology annotation, biological process: retrograde transport, endosome to Golgi; Rab protein signal transduction. Bases 379 to 984 code for a protein of 201 amino acids. NCBI's taxonomy places the organism in Eukaryota, Metazoa, Chordata, Actinopteri, Cypriniformes, Cyprinidae. Gene Ontology annotation, cellular component: lysosome; late endosome; phagocytic vesicle. The record is from RefSeq and is a predicted model, not a curated record.